This is a messenger RNA of Penicillium cosmopolitanum, 2940 nucleotides long. RefSeq lists its product as uncharacterized. Bases 1 to 2940 code for a protein of 979 amino acids. Gene Ontology annotation, molecular function: protein binding. The transcript has 5 exons. The record is from RefSeq and is a predicted model, not a curated record. NCBI's taxonomy places the organism in Eukaryota, Fungi, Ascomycota, Eurotiomycetes, Eurotiales, Aspergillaceae.
AUGAACAGACCGCCGCAGGGUCGUGGUCCCCCGCCUCGAGCGGGUGCCGGUGCGACUUGGUAUCCAGGGGGUCAGGAUGACUUUUACAUGCCAGAGGUCAUCUCCCCCUCCCCUCAGCGGGUGAUGCCUGAAGUUCCCGAAAACAUGCAGGAUAAUAUCGCGCAACUGGAACAUCAUGCUCGCGACCCCCGCCGCCCACAACAACCUCCUGCGCCCUCGCCUGCGCAGUUUCGCUCACAAUUCCCCGAGCGAACUUCCUCCGCCGCCUCCGUCCGGGGCCAAGCGCAACAGGCUCAGGCCUACGACCACGGCGCCUACGCGCAAUCGGCCACUUACGAUACUAUGGACCAUCCCAACUUUUCUCCCUUCCCCGUCCUGCGGAAUCCACCUCCCAAUGUCCCUCCGACCGAUGAGCAGCGGGAAGCCAACCUGGAGCGCCACCGCGCAGCUAUUUUGUCGACCACCGACCCCGAAGUCCAGCUUACUUGGGCCCAAGAUACCUUGGCCUUUGUUGAAGUGGCCGCACAAAACGAGGACCGCUUGUCCCUCACGCAGCCACCGCGUCCCCACACACCUCAGGUGGAACGACAGCUCAAGACUGAUGCUAUGAACAUUGUCAGCUUCUUGGCCGAGCAGCACCACCCUCACGCCGAGUUUAUCAAGGGAAUGUGGUUGGAAUUUGGCAAGUUCGGUUUCCGGGUUGAUCGGAAGGAAGCUUUCCGAUGCUAUUCUAGAGCCGCAGAGAAGGGCUAUGCUCGCGCAGAGUACCGCAUUGGAAUGCAAUUCGAAAGUUCAGGAGAGCCGGAGAAGGCAAUUAGACACUACGAGCGGGGUGUUGCAAUGUCCGAUUCUGCUUCAUACUACCGCCUCGGAAUGAUGAUCCUUCUUGGUCAGCAUGGUCAGCGCCAGGAUUUCCAGCGAGGACUUGAGUGCAUUCGUUUAGCUGCACAAUCUUGUGAUCAAAAUGCGCCGCAGGGUGCCUACGUAUAUGGCAUGCUCUGUGCUCGUGAGCUUCCCCAAGUCAGUGUCCCAGAGGCCUUCUUGCCGGCCGACCUCAACACCGCGCGCGUCAAUAUCGAAAAGGCUGCCUUCAAUGGAUUCGCAAAGGCACAAGUGAAGAUGGGUGCCGCAUAUGAGCUAUGCCAGCUUGGUUGUGAUUUCAACCCCGCAUUAUCAUUGCAUUACAAUGCCCUUGCAGCACGCCAAGGUGAGCCUGAGGCAGAGAUGGCCAUUAGCAAAUGGUUCCUGUGCGGACACGAAGGUGUCUUCGAGAAGAACGAUGAAUUGGCCUUUACAUACGCCCAGCGUGCGGCUCAGAGCGGUCUCCCUACAGCCGAAUUUGCCCUGGGAUACUUUUACGAAGUCGGUAUCUUCGUGCCGAGUGAUAUUAAAGAGGCUCGAAGCUGGUAUGCCAAGGCUGCCGCCAGCGGAAAUAAAGAUGCCUCUGGUCGAAUUGACAGCAUUUCUCGCUCCAAGACCCUCUCCCGAAAGGACCACGAGAAGGUUGCGAUUUCUCGAAUCAAGUCAACACGUUAUGUUGCUCACCAACGCGGAGGAUCUUUGGAAGCCACACCCGAAAACAUCGAGAUGCCAGAUCCCUCCCGCAUGACCUUGUCUGACCCUCCCUCCUCUGCUGCCCCAUAUCCGGAUCGCCCAAUGUCGCGCCCUCGUCCGCCAGGUCAGCCCAAUUACCAAAUGCCCGAUCCCCGACCCAGUUCGGCAUUUGGCGUCAACCCAAACUUGCGCAAUGGUCCUCCAGGUCCAGGGUACGGUGGCCCGCCUGGCCCUGGCUCCCGGACUCCAUCCUAUGGACAGGGUCCGCCGAUGGAUUAUCGCCGUCCCGGCCCUGGUACUCCACUAAGCGCGCCUGCAGGACCAUUGAGUCCCCAAGGCAGUAUGAUCAGCCCUACUGGAACACCCCGGGUGGACAUUGGGUACUCUGCGCCGGUUCCGCCGCCGGGUGCUGACCGACGACGCCCUACUCGACUCGAAGGAGUUCCGCCAGAUCGCAUACCAGUGCGAACUCCUGUCUCUGCUCACGGUGGUCCUAUACCAUCUCCACGAGCACCCGCGUCUCCUCGUUCGACUGGCUCUCCUUCUUCCGGCACAUUCCCCCCACGCCAGGAGUCACGCCUGCCAUCUAGAGGAUCAGCAUCUUCUACACCUCAGCCGCAGUCAGCACCGCCGACCCAACGACCUGCCGCCGCUCAGCCACCAAAGCCAGCUGGUCAGCCCCCCAGUAAAGGCCCCAAGACCUUCGAGGAAAUGGGAGUCCCUAGUGCUAACAAGGACAGUGAUUGCGCAACUGAUAUCUCCGCAAAUUUACACGGCAAAGUAUCAAAAGGCCAAGCCGUCAAAAUUCUACAAAAGCUAGAACAAAAGGGCGAAAUCACAUCUCGAACAGCAGGGAAACAAAUCGUCUACCAUACACCACAGAAACCAUCCGAUUCCAUCACCCCCGAAAGUAUCGCCUUAAUCAAAUCCGAGAUCAACGAACUUCAGACCCAGCUAUCUUCGAUAAAAGCAGAGGAAAAGAAAGCACGUGCUUCUCUCUCGGCCCUGAAGGCCAAACCUCGAAUUGCGGAGCUACAGCAGGAUAUACAGCGGCUAGGGUGCGAACGAGACGACAUGCAAGCGCAUCUAGCGAAAUUGAAUGGAGGACCCGAGGCCUCGGCCACGGCCAUCGCCAUCGCCAUCCAGAUAACCCCGGAGGAAAGGUCCCAACUUGAGCAGGAGUGGAAGAUCUGGUAUCGACAGGCUACUAUACGCCGUCGUAUUUGUAGGGAAAUGUGGGAUCGAUGCAGUGAGGUAUUGCCCGAGAAUACGAGUGUGUUAGAGCUAUGGGUAUGGUCAACCCCAUUGGGGAUACAAUUACCCUAUCACCGUUAUCAUCAGUGGUUUGCAAAUGCUAACGUGGCUGCAGGAGUCUUUGGGGCUUGA